AUGCGUCGGAGCGAGACAUCGUUGAUGGGAGAACUGGAGAAGAAUUCUGGAAGUAUCUCUAUGCACGGACGUCUCUGCUAUGUGCCCCAGCAACCGUGGAUGCACAACAAUGCGCUUCGCCAGAGCAUCACAUUCGGAAAGCAAUUCUUCCACUCCCUUUCAGCUGACGACGAAGAUGACACCUCGGUGCCAGGAGGCAUCAUGAUUGAAGGAGAUUCGGGCUUUGAGUACGAUGAUGAUGUGAUGACGUCGCCGAUCAUUGACCACGUGCUCGGAACCAGUCACAUGUCCACCGUCUCGGGAAUCAUCAACCGCCGCCGCAGCAGCACGUCCACCCAGAAGCAUCGCCACCGUCUCUCCACCAAUAAAUCCACCGCCCCAUCGAUUGUGUCGGUUGACACGACGUCUCGCCAAGUCACAGGAACCGAGCGUAUCGAGACUGGACGCGUCAAGAUGGAUACCUACCAGAAGUACUUUGGAGCCAUAGGAAUGUCUAUCGCCGUCAUUUUUGUGUUUGGAAUGAUGGUAAGGAGCUUGUGGCUGACGGAUUGGUCAAACGAUAAUGCUGCCCGCGCUGAUUCUCUCGGAUUCUCUCAAAGUGAGUUUUCCCGCCACGUGCGUCCUCAGAACGUCAUUCUUUCUUUUCAAUUAUCCUUCUCUCAAUCGGAAUGCUGUCCCUGCUCUACGGAGGAGCAUCGGCUUUGAGAAACCUGCACGCCCCGCUGAUGCGCAAUCUGUUCCGUGUUCCAAUGGUUUUUUUUCGACACGACACCACUCGGACAGAUUUUGAAGCGCAUCGGAAAGGAUAUCGAGACGUUUGACGUGCUUCUGCCGUUUAAUGUCCAGUUCUUUGCACAGUACCUCCUACAAGUGAUCAGUGCCCAUUCAUUAUUAUAAGGACAAUUUACAACCACAAUGGGUUGAGCGAGAUCAUUUGACAGGUUUUGUUGCGGUUGCAAAACGUCUAGUAUCGCUAAGACAAAGCACAUUUUCAUUAUCAUUUUCCAGGUAUAAAUUCGACGAUCUGAAUGUUUCCCGACAUGAUGCUACGCGAGUAGCCAAAGAAGCACCGCACAUCCUUAUGUACCAAAAGAGCAGACAUGGCAAGAUCAGCCGAACUGGAACCAGAAAGCCAACAGAAUCUCCGUACAACGUAAAUGCCUUAUGAAGUCCCGAUUUUAACAAAAAUACAAUUUCAGUUCUUCGACGCCAGCAAACGAUAUCUGGAACGCUGUCCAGAAGCGUGGAAAGUCAUUUAAGAGACACUGGAAAAUGAUGUUGCCAACAAUGUAGCCGACAUCAAGAGGUUCAAAGAGGAUAACGAAUUCGAAAAAAUGUUGACUGCCGAAAAUUGCAUUCCCGACGCAAUGACUCCGGCAAAUGUGGUCUCGUCGAGCAGCAUGGAGGACUCUAUGGAUGGAGGACUCUAUGGAUGCCUCUAUGGAUGGAUGGUUUAG
Molecule: messenger RNA, 1457 nt
Organism: Caenorhabditis sp. 36 PRJEB53466
Lineage: Eukaryota; Metazoa; Nematoda; Chromadorea; Rhabditida; Rhabditidae
Source: the annotation of a GenBank genome assembly